Anopheles cruzii is the source of this 1164-nucleotide messenger RNA. RefSeq names its product venom serine protease-like. The coding region runs from base 1 to 1164 and encodes 387 amino acids. The record is from RefSeq and is a predicted model, not a curated record. Gene Ontology annotation, molecular function: serine-type endopeptidase activity. The transcript is spliced from 2 exons. NCBI's taxonomy places the organism in Eukaryota, Metazoa, Arthropoda, Insecta, Diptera, Culicidae. Gene Ontology annotation, biological process: proteolysis.
AUGCAGCUGCGGGUGGUAUUAACGUUGAUCGUUUGGGGCUUGGCCGAGGCCGAUUGGUUCGAUUCGUGCGAUCGCGAGUUUCAGCUCACCAGUGUGGCUGACGUAACGCUGAAUUCCCCGUUCUAUCCGGCCAACUAUCCACCGGGCAGCUCCUGCCGGUUCGUUGUGCGUGCCCCGGAAGGCUACGUUAUUCAGGCGACGUGCACCGUCAGCAUGCCCGGGGGCGGUUCUUGCUCCACAGAUUUCCUGUACGUCUCCACCGAAGGCUUCAUGUCACCGGUGGGAAGCGAGUUUUUCUGUGGCCGCGGUUCCGUCGCCCGUCGGUCACUGUUCAACAAAUUGACCAUCUCGUACAUUUCGGCCGGGUCGACCGAUUCGGGCUCCUUCACGUGCCGGCUCGUCGUGCAACAGGCGUCGUGUGAUUGUGGAUGGUCCAGAACCGCCAAGAUUGUCGGUGGUGUGGAAGCCGCAGUGAACGAGUUUACGUCUAUGGUGGGCCUUCUAGACCCGGCGACAGCGAACGUUUUUUGCUCCGGUGUUAUCGUCAGCUCCCGGUACAUUCUGAGUGCGGCGCACUGCGUUCAACCCGUUCCGGAUGUCAGCCGUGUUUCGGCGCUGGUUGGUGACCACGAUUAUCGUAACGGGUUGGAAACACCCUACUCGGCGAUCUACAAUAUCGAACAGAUCAUCGUCCACGAGGGGUAUGACGAGCGGACGCGCGAUAACGACGUAUCGCUGCUGCGAACGGCAUCCGGAAUCGACUGGAAUCGGGCCGUUGGACCCGUCUGUUUGCCGAUCCUUUACGACACUUACAGUUUCGCCGGCCUGUCGGUGGACCUGGCGGGGUGGGGCACGACCAGUUUCGGAGGGCCGAUGAGCACGGUGCUCCGGAAGGCCACCGUGCAGGUUCUGGCAAAUACCGACUGCUCCGCGCCGUACCUGAACGAUCUGAAACUUUGCACGUUUGCCGCGGGGCGGGACUCGUGCCAGUACGAUUCGGGGGGACCAUUGUAUCUGCGGGGGGCGCAGAGGAUGUACACAAUCGGUAUCAUCAGCUACGGAUCGGCUUGCGGCGGCACGACACCAUCCGUGAACACGCGCGUAACGAACCAGCUGAACUGGAUUCGCCGACAAACGCCAGACACUGCAUACUGCGCCAAAUAA